Messenger RNA from Cuscuta campestris, 1348 nucleotides. NCBI's taxonomy places the organism in Eukaryota, Viridiplantae, Streptophyta, Magnoliopsida, Solanales, Convolvulaceae. The record is from the annotation of a GenBank genome assembly.
AGUCUGAUUUUUUUAAAAUAUUAAAACUACACUUUUUCUUUGAAGAUUUGCCAUUGGUGUUGUGUUCAAAUGGUUUGUUUAGUCGAAAAAUCUUCAAAGUAUUAGCUUUGUUUGACUUGUCAUAAUGUUGGUAUUUCAAUGGAUACUCAAUUACUGGGUGUUUUGCAUCACUAGGCUCUCUGAUUCCCAUAGAUGUAAAAUGCUGUUAUGGUCUCUGAUCUUCUUCGCACAUUGUUACAGUACUUUCUGCGCAUUCUAAGGCUGAGAUUAGCUAGGCAAGGUUGAUCAAAGAGGUGUGAAAAUUUCAUGCAGUAGUAAGAGAGUGUGGACUUGAAGUGCAAGCUGUAGGGAUAUGGCUUUCAGGGUAGCCACACUAUGGAGCUGCUGGGACAACGGAAAAAACAUAGGACCCACAUCCGGCUUCCAUAACUUUGCUCACACCAUUGCACAACCAAUUCCAAUGGACAGCAUCAUCUUCGGCAAUCAGGAAAGGAUUGAAGGGAACAUUGCUUACAGAUUCCAAGAUAUCACUUUCUUCAAUGGGUCUAUGGAACUAAUGGCCGUCCCUAAAAAGAAGCUUCAUCCUCUAUCAACUUCCUUAACAUGACAAUUAAUUUUGAACACACUGAAAUUACCAUUACAUAACCUUUUCAAAUUGCUAAAGCAGGUUACUCGUCACAAGAGUUACUCCAAAGCUAUUGCCAAUGAAUCGCAGGUUACUCGUCACAAGAGGGGGGAUACGAAAUGGACCAAAGGCUCUGAAACCUCAACCUCUGAUAAUCCGCUGCACUUCAAAGUCCGAUUUUUUUAAAAUAUUAAAACUACACUUUUUCUUUGAAGAUUUGCCAUUGGUGUUGUGUUCAAAUGGUUUGUUUAGUCGAAAAAUCUUCAAAGUAUUAGCUUUGUUUGACUUGUCAUAAUGUAAAACAGGUUACAUAUUUGCAAGAUCAUCAUAUUCACUUGAAUAAGACGUAAGGGUUCAUGCCGAGUCUUCUUUAUUGGCUGGAGCUUGGCGGAACUUUCAACAAAAUGGAAAUUUCAACGCCUCCACCGAUCACCCAAAUGGAAAUUUCACCAUGUACCGGUAUUCGUUUUCCUCUUUUUGUCGGAUAUGUCCCAAAAAAGAAUUGGCUUAAUAUGAAGUGCUGCACUGUAAUCAAAACCACACUAUUACAAAUAGGUGCUUAAGGCCAUGUGACAUUCAGAUUCCACUAAACCGGCUAUAUUUACCAUGUCAAACGCCACAGACAAGGGUUGGUCAUCAUUCUUAAAGCCUGUUAAUGUCAUAUUCAUUCUUUUUGUACUUAUUCACAAUUUUUAAACAUGGGAAUAACUUAAUGCACCCCGG